ACUUAACUUGUCCUACGCAGGCCAGGAUGUCGGCUGUCGCACAGAAGAAAAAGUGAAGAUCGUGUCAAAACAAAUACAAGUAGUGUGCUGUAUAUGAGUAGAAGUUUGGUUGUUCAAUAUGUUGGACUUUUUCGCUGUCAUUACCAAAGGAGGCUUGGUUCUAUGGUAUUUUCAAGAUGCAGCACAACAGCUCAAAACGUCUAUAGACGCCAUCAAUGCAUUAAUUAGGAAUGUUGUGUUACAGGAAAGAGGAGGAGGGUCUGGGAUGUACAGUCAUGGCAGCCUGGCUAUCAAAGAACAGUUAGAUAAUGAAUUUGACUUGCUGUUUGUUGCUGUUUACCAGAAGAUAUUACAGCUGUCGUAUGUGGACAAAUUUUUAUCAGAUAUCCAGCGUGAGUUUCGAGAGCGAUACAGAGAUGAAUUGCGAAAUGGUUUAUAUUAUCAGAGUUUUGAUUUCUCUAGUGAAUAUGAGAGAAUUCUUCGGCAAGCAGAGGACACGUCAAGAAUGGUCAAAUUAGAAGUAAAGAAACCUCGAACCUUUGAACAGUCAUUAAAAUCUAAGAAAACUGUUUCUUCCAUGAUUGAAAAAAGAGGUGGAGAUCAGCCAAAAAAAACUCCAAAGAAAAAGGAAGGUAAAGGGAAGAAGAGAAAUGGUGAAUGCAAUAAUAAUAGCAAAGAGAGCAGGAUUGAGGAGAUUGAGGAUGUGGAGGAAGAGGAGGAAGACAUAAAUGAAGAUGUGGAUGAUGUUGAAGUGUCAGCAGUUAAGGAGAAUGAAAGCUGUGAAUUAGAUGAGGAGGCUCUUGAAAAAAAUAGGGAAAAACUGCGCAACAGGAUGCAGCGUACUCCAAAGGUGACUAAGGCAGAGAAGACAAAAAGCCCUAAAGCUGUUAAGAAGGGAAAGGAAGCAACUGUCUGGGAUCUUGAUGGGAAAGAUUCAAAGAGUCUAGAUUAUUCAUCAAAAGUUCCUUCUUCUAAUUCUGGGAUAUCCUCUUUUCGUCCUGAUUUUCUUCCUGACCAAUCUCAGAUUGGUACACUGUCUGGAAACCUGAAGGACAUGGAUAUUCCUUCUGAAAAAGAGUCUUCAGUCAAAAAGUCAUCAGGUGGUAUGUUUUCUAUGUUUAAGAGUUUGGUUGGAGGAAAAACUCUUACUGAGGCCGAUAUAGCUCCUGUGUUGGAGAAGAUGAAAGACCACCUUAUUGGUAAGAAUGUUGCUGCUGAAAUUUCCAUCAAAUUGUGCCAGUCUGUUGGCCAGAAACUUGAAGGCAAGGUCAUUGGUACUUUUGAUGGUGUCACAGCAACAGUCCGUAGUACUUUGACCGAGGCUUUAGUGCAGCUUCUAACUCCGAAACGUCGUAUCGAUGUCUUACGUGAUGUUGUAGAGGCUAAAGCCAAUGGUAGGGUGUAUACCAUGGUCUUCUGUGGUGUAAACGGUGUUGGAAAAAGUACCAAUUUAGCCAAGAUUACUUUCUGGCUCAUUGAAAAUAACUACCGGGUCCUCAUCGCUGCUUGUGACACCUUCCGAGCUGGAGCUGUAGAACAGUUGAGAACACAUAUGCAUCACUUGAAUGCUCUUCAUCCACCAGAGAAGCAUAAUGGCAUUUCAAUGGUUCAAUUAUUUGAACAGCUUAUAAUGGUGAAUGAGCCUCACCUCACCCUUUUUGUGGGUGAGGCAUUAGUGGGAAAUGAAGCAGUGGAUCAGCUAGUAAAGUUCAACAGGGCUCUAGCAAAUCAUUCAGUAAAACAUCCGCCUCAAGGCAUUGAUGGAAUUGUCCUUACCAAGUUUGAUACCAUUGAUGACAAGGUUGGGGCUGCUAUUUCUAUGACAUACAUCACUGGACAACCCAUUGUAUUUGUUGGUACCGGUCAGACAUAUACUGAUUUGCGGAAGUUGGAUGCAAAGGCCGUCGUUUAUGCGCUUAUGAAGUAAACUUUCUUUGAAAUUGAAGGCUGUGAUGGAUUGGGUCUUUAUUGUGGUUCUUUAAUAACCUUUCCUUUAUGACUAUUUUAUCUUGUCUACUGUAGUAGUUCACAUCUGUUACUCACUUAAGUUAGAAACUAGCUUAAUUCUCUAUGCUGGGUAAGUUAUAAAGAGUAUACAUGUCAGCUGGUAGUUAUUCUGAUAUCCAGGGUGUUCAGAGGCAUUCAUGGCAUAGUAAUACCAUGAUACUGAUGCAAAAAGUUUGCAAAUGAAAAGUGAAUGUUUCUUUUGUAUUUUUAACCUUCAAAGACAAUAUUUUUUUAAUUAUUAACAAAAUGUAAGCUAAUUGCAUUUCAGAUAAUAGAAAAAUUACUUUGUAGAAGAACAAACAGUAAUAUGAUACCUCUUAAUCUCAUUAGCUGAAGAUAUUAAUUUUCAUGUCUGGAGUCUCCUGUCAGAAAUGGAGGAGCAUCUGUGCUACCCAGCAUUUAAGGAUUAAUCAUAGUUGCAAGAUAAAGGCUUAAUAUAAUUGUAUUUUUAUAUAUAUUUAUCUUUAGGUCAUGAAACUUAAAACCUCCUUUGGUUUACUUUACCCCCAAGUUAUCCAUGGAAUUUAUUAUUUUAACCUGGUUCUGUGCAUUUUAUCAAAUUGUGAAAUUUAAAGUAUAUUGUAGACACCAAAUGUAGUUUUUCUCAAAGUAAAGGAUUGUGUAAAUUGUAUUUUUUGUAACCCACUGGAACUUUGCUGCAUAGUAUAUGCGGAUUUUCAUAUCUAUAGAAUUUCCAUGUAUCUUUUUUUUAAUGUACAUUAUGAAAUUUCUAUAUGUGUUUAUUGAAAAGUCUUGUGUAAUCAUUCUCUGUUCUCCUUCCCAUACCAUUCCAUUUGUUACUUUGAUCCCAUUUUUAACCUUAGGCUUAUUGUCUUUGUUAAGAAUAAGUUAUUUUCCCAUCAUAAUAUUCUUUAUUCUGUCACAGUUGUAUGUAAAAGUCAUUAUACUACAUAUUUUAAAAAAUGAAAAAAUGAAGUAUCCUUGAAUUUUGAUACAUGAUGGAUGCCUACAUAUAAACUGGAAGCCAUGGAUGAGUUCCAAUUUUUCAUUUUUGUGGUACAAGGAAUAAGUUCAUGCAUAAAGUAUACCUCUGCAAUAUGUAAUAUCCAGUGAAAUUAUCACUGCUGGAAGACAAGAAAUAUAUGACUUCAUUUAA
This is a messenger RNA of Macrobrachium nipponense, 3124 nucleotides long. It is a transcript of the gene SrpRalpha, whose product is annotated as signal recognition particle receptor subunit alpha-like. NCBI's taxonomy places the organism in Eukaryota, Metazoa, Arthropoda, Malacostraca, Decapoda, Palaemonidae. Gene Ontology annotation, molecular function: GTPase activity; ATP hydrolysis activity; GTP binding. Gene Ontology annotation, cellular component: signal recognition particle receptor complex; endoplasmic reticulum membrane. The record is from RefSeq and is a predicted model, not a curated record. Gene Ontology annotation, biological process: SRP-dependent cotranslational protein targeting to membrane; intracellular protein transport.